This is a messenger RNA of Cylicostephanus goldi, 1029 nucleotides long. The record is from the annotation of a GenBank genome assembly. Lineage: Eukaryota; Metazoa; Nematoda; Chromadorea; Rhabditida; Strongylidae.
UCAGAGCAGAAUGUCGGUUGAAACAGUACUGCCUCAGAUUGAACGGUCUGAAACAUGGGUCGGCUUUGGAGACGGUGUUCCAUGCAUUUUGGGGAUCGAUGAGGCUGGGAGAGGUCCCGUACUUGGUCCCAUGGUGUAUGGAUGUGCCAUAUCACCCCUCACCUGUGAGAAUGAGCUCAAAGAGCUAGGCGUUGCUGAUUCAAAGGCGCUUACGGAAGCAAGGCGUGAAGAAAUUUUUGACAUGAUGAACAAUAACGAGGCUACGAAACAGGUUGUUGCUUAUGCCGUGACGUGUUUGUCAGCACAGUAUAUCAGCACUUCUAUGUUGAAAAGGAGUAAGACGUCUCUUAACGAGAUAUCACACAAUGCUGCUAUAAGCCUUAUUCGGGAUGCGAUACAGUCGAGCGUGAAUGUCGUUGAGAUCAAGGUGGACACUGUUGGACCUAAAGCAACGUAUCAGUCUAAGCUCGAGAAGCUUUUCCCUGGCAUCUCUAUCACGGUUACCGAGAAAGCUGACGCUCUGUUUCCGAUCGUAAGUGCAGCAUCUAUCGCUGCAAAAGUAACUCGUGAUCGACGAUUGAGGUCAUGGUCGUUUUCGGAACCAGGCGUCAAAAUACCUGCAGAUGGAUAUGGAAGCGGAUAUCCUGGAGAUCCGAACACCAAGAAAUUCCUGAUUGAUGGGUUGGAUCCUGUUUUUGGUUAUCCAUCUCUGGUGAGAUUUUCAUGGAAAACAGCGGAAGUUCUCAUCGAUAAACAUUGCGUCAAAGUUGAAUGGGAUGAUCACAGUGCAGCUGAACCUUCAGUGAAAGGAUGGCUCACCGCCAAGGUUGACUUGCCUAAAAGGCAUCAGUACUAUGCUGAUAGAACUAUACAGAACGUGCCCCUUCUCCCAAUGGGUAGCGAUGGGAAGAUCACUCCAGUCCAGUUUAGAGCGUAUGCCUCGGCAUAUUCCAGCGCUCUUGGAGAACUUGUAAAGAAAAUGGAUGAUUUUCAGCUUACCGAACCGCAUGAGAUAGAGGCAAGGUAAUA